AUGUCUGAUAAUAUACAACAUGGACGUCAGAGAAAAGUGCCCAAAGCACUUGGUAUUUUUCUGAGGUGCUUUUCUGCCACUGCUAAGAAAGAGCAGCAGCAAUUGGUACAUGAUCAUGUUGACAACAACACAGAAGAGAUCAUAAGAAGAAGCAGAGUGGCUUCCACAACAGCCGUCGAUGAAAAACCUCUUGGCAAAAUUGCAGAUGCGUUCAAAGAGCUCGCAGACGUUAUCAUCUCUGAAAAUGAGAUUGAGGUUACAGCUUUUUCCCGUGCAUGUGCUUUUGUGGCUCCCCUUUUUGGCAGCAUUGGCUUUCACUUCAAGUUCAUUGAGAUGGAUUACCUCAUGAAGGUCAAUGACAUAGCAGAGGCAUCAAAGUCUUUCAAGACAUUACAAUCUAUGGUUGAUCAUGAUGUAGAAACUAAUUCUGUGAGAAUACAAGGAAGCCAUUCCAGAAAUCUUUUGAAAAUAAAACGUGGACUUGAAUUUCUCAAGGUUCUAUUUGAACAAGUUCUACUCACAGAGGGAAAUUCUAUAAGAGAUGCAGUUUCUAAGGCUUAUACACAAAUUUUUAAUUCAUAUCAUGGUUGGGCCCUCAGAAAAGCUGUUUCAGUAAGAUUAAAUUAUAUUCCCACAAAGCAGCAGCUAUAUAGGAAACUCGGUGAAGAUGAGUCUGCAGCAAAGGUCCUGAUGGAAACUUAUAUAUCGGCAUCCCCGUCUCUACUUCAAUAUAUUGAGAAGAUCUUUCUCGAAAGAGGAUUGGGUAUAGAUUGGUGA
This is a messenger RNA of Vicia faba (fava bean), 777 nucleotides long. NCBI's taxonomy places the organism in Eukaryota, Viridiplantae, Streptophyta, Magnoliopsida, Fabales, Fabaceae. The record is from the annotation of a GenBank genome assembly.